Messenger RNA from Effrenium voratum, 567 nucleotides. Lineage: Eukaryota; Dinophyceae; Suessiales; Symbiodiniaceae. The record is from the annotation of a GenBank genome assembly.
AUGGCGGAGGCCAUGCAUGCGUGCGCACGCUGCGGACGGGCGAAUGCGGCUGCGGUGUGUUCCAGGUGCAAGCGCCGAUACUGUGGCCCGGAGUGCCAGCGGGAGGAUUGGGUGUCCGGCCACAAGCAGGCCUGUGCCUGGCCGGUGCGGUGCCCGAAGGAGCUGCUGCGGGACCGCCUGCCGCGGCUGGCGCGCCUGGAUAGCGCCCAGGCGCAGGAGUUCCUGCGCGAGGGCCGGGCCUUCGUGGCGCCGGCGGAGGGCUUGCUGGGCCGCAGGCUCCUGAACUGGGACUUCCAGUACUUGAAGGAGCACCUGCCGGCGAGCCAGAGGUACGGCGUGAUGCUGGAUGAGGGCUCCGGAAAGAUUGUGAUGAGCCACUCCGCUCGCAACGGCCAGCGCCAAGUGGACCUCUCCCAGAUCGAGACCCAGAAGCAGUCGGACGAAGGCCUCUUUGGCACCUCCGACCAGACGAGGAUGACCUUCAGCGACUUCUUGGAGGAAGCGCGGAGGUUCAAGGAGUCAGGCGUGGAGCGGUCGUCAUUCCCUCGCAGUCUGGCGAGGCGGUGA